Leptopilina heterotoma is the source of this 1110-nucleotide messenger RNA. RefSeq lists its product as uncharacterized. Gene Ontology annotation, molecular function: protein dimerization activity. The record is from RefSeq and is a predicted model, not a curated record. NCBI's taxonomy places the organism in Eukaryota, Metazoa, Arthropoda, Insecta, Hymenoptera, Figitidae. The transcript is spliced from 3 exons. Bases 186 to 959 code for a protein of 257 amino acids.
CUGAGGGAUAAUGGUUUUAAGUGGAACCUUCGUUUGGAUUUCUCCAAUGGACAUAUUCGACAUGUGAGAAAAAUUUUGCCAGAAGUGUCGUCAAAACUUUGAGAAGUAACACAAGUCUUCUCGCAAAGUACGGAGUAAAGAAGCCAACUUUAGAUGUCCCAACAAGAUGGAAUUCUACGGCAGAUAUGUUGUCGUCUCUUCUCUCGGCGAAGUCCGUAUGCCGAAAAUUUUGCAAAGAAAAACUGAAACUGAAGAUGACCGAGAUGGAGUGGAAAUAUAUCGAGGAUUGCCUUACAGCUUUACUACCCUGCAAAAAAGCAACACUCAAGAUGCAGAAUGAAAAUCUUUUUCCAGGAGACUUCUUCGGAAUCUGGCACGAAUGCAAAAUUCUCACCGAGCAAGUGAAAAACAAACUUGCGGAAAAUCUCACAAAACAAAUUAAGGAAAGAGAGGAAGAACUUCUAAAAAAUGAGGCUCUACUUGCCUCAAUGUUUUUAGACCCGCGAUAUCUGACUUUCCUGGGGGAACCAGAAUGUAAAAAGGCGAAGGAAGUUUUGAUACAAAUUUGGAAUCACAUCGAAUCAAAUGAAAAAAAUAAGACUCCGUCCACUGAAGGCGUGAGAAAAGAAGCUACUGGAGUAGAAGAAGAGCUAUUGGUUGACAACAAUGUAACCAAUAUUGUAGAUCAGGAACGACGAAAAAGGGACGCAGAAAGCCAGAAAAGGUUUUCCAAUGUUUCGAGUAUUAGCAAACUUUUGGAUGAUUUCGAAAAAAUCCCUUCUUUAGAUGGAGACUUGGAUCUCCUGCAAUAUUGGGAAUGUCACAAAAAAAGUUCUCCAGAGUUAUAUAAAUUGGCGAAUGUUGUACACGCGGCUCCUAUGACACAAGUCAGUGUCGAAAGAUUGUUCUCAGGGAUGAGAUUUAUUUUCUCUACCCUGAGAGAAAACCUGACAAGUUAGACGACAUUUUGGUAGUCAGAACGAAUUCGAAUUUCAUUACUAAAAAUAUUAAAAGUAAAAAAACAAAAAAACAAAAAACAUUAAGUGACAAAGAAGCAUCAGAGUGUAGUAUCGAUUUAGAGAGGAAUAAUUCUGCAACUAGUUCAGAUAC